Erythranthe guttata (spotted monkey flower) is the source of this 1460-nucleotide messenger RNA. NCBI's taxonomy places the organism in Eukaryota, Viridiplantae, Streptophyta, Magnoliopsida, Lamiales, Phrymaceae. The record is from RefSeq and is a predicted model, not a curated record.
AGCUAUAUACAUACAUAUAAUAUAUACAUUCAUUUCUAUAUAUAUCAUCACCUCAAUCGCGACCGAGUUUUUUCUUGAAUUUAAAUCUGAAUAAAAAUGAGGAGGUUCAGAAGAUUCGACAUUGUCGAAGAAACCUCCAUUUUCUCCCCUCCGAAAACCCUAUUCCUGAACCCCUUCUUCCCUCCGUUCGCCAUUGUUGAAGAAGAGUUUCACCGCGCUUUCGACCUUCUAGAAUAUUCCCACCCUCCACACUUUCCUCUCGAUCUGAUCCGGGUCGAGAAAACCCCAUCCCGGAUCUCGACCCGCCGGAUCUCCCGCCGGGUCGGACCCAGCGAGCUGUACCUGGAGGCGAUCUCCGAUCGCGUGUCGGAAUUGGAGAUCGGUUUCGAACGCCUACUGAAAGAGGAGAAGGCGAGGAAGAAGAAGCAGAUCGGCGAGCGGAAGCACACGUGGACGGCGGAGAUUGAGGAGCCGGACGAAGACCGGAAGUACAAAUGGACGGCGGGGAUUAAGAGCGGCGAGGAUGGGAGUAACGUUGUGGAGAAGAGUUACAAAUGUACGGCUCAGAUUAAAGGCAAGGGCAAGGGCGGCGAUUGCCGUCCGAUCGAACGGAGUUACACGGUUAAGGUGUCGACCGGCGGCAAAUUGGAAAAGGAGACGAAGAAGAAAGGGGAUAAAGUGAAGGAGAAGGGUAAGAAGGUGGGCCCCACCGCCCGCAUUGUUGAGAUUGAAGAGCCCACUCGCCAUGGUGGCGUUGUGUUGAGGCAGGCCUUUGCUAAGAGAGCGGAGAAGAGAAACGGAAAGAAAAAGGAGCUCUCUCCACACGAUGCAGCUUCUCUUAUUCAAAUCAGUUUCCGGGCUUAUCUAAUUCGAAGGUCUCAAUCUCUACGCGCACUUCGUGAGCUGGCAAUUGCAAAGUCAAAAUUGAAGGAAAUACGGUCUUUGUUCAACAACUUCUCUUAUCGCCGUCGUUUAUCAAACAAUGCAGAAGAGCGUCAGAGAUUCUCCGAAAAAAUCAUCGUUCUUCUUCUCACUGUUGAUGCUAUUCCGGGUUAUGAUGUGAUGGUUAGAGGGGCGAAGAAAUCGAUGGUGGAAGAGCUGGAGGGUAUGCUUGAUGUGGUGGAGCCUCAACAAGCUUCCGGAAGGUCUUUGUCGAUGAGAAGGAGAAUGUUCGAUAUGCCAGAUGGCACGAUCAAUAAGGAACUCGCUGCUGGUGUUGCGCAGGUGGUUCAAAUGCUUGAUCAAGAGCAAACUAGCGGUUCUCAAAGUUUCGAUGUUUGAUUGUACUAAAACUAAAUUUUUUAGCAUGUUUGCGUAUUUAGCUGAACUUGAUUUUACUUUCGUUCUUAGAAAUAUUUCGUGUCGUCGUGUCAAGACUUAUGUUCUAGUUUUUCCUUUAACAUGUGGACGAAGAUCUGAAUUCUUUGUGAAAUUAACGAUGUUUGCUUUGAUUGAGGUUA